Moesziomyces aphidis is the source of this 1956-nucleotide messenger RNA. Lineage: Eukaryota; Fungi; Basidiomycota; Ustilaginomycetes; Ustilaginales; Ustilaginaceae. The record is from the annotation of a GenBank genome assembly.
AUGGCUGCUCAGCCUACGCAAACACAUCAAGAUGCGGUGGCGGCAGAGGCAUUCACCGAGCAGCAUGAUCCAUACUGGCACACAAGCCAUCCGCCAUCAACGCCAGAGCUGCCAUCCUAUCCUUUGCAUUCGGAGCUGACUUCGACAUCCCAUCUCGACUCCCAGUCAGCCAUGGAGACCACCACACCGCGCGCAAGCAUCGAGACAGCCUCGGAUCGGACCUCCAAGAACAAGCUCACCGCGCGCGUCCACUUCUUCCUCGUCUUCUCCGCGCUCUGCGUAUCCUCCUUCCUCUCGGCGCUCGACCUCACUACCGUAUCCACAGCACUCCCCACCAUUGUCGCAGACCUCCAGAACGAUGCCAUCCGCUUCUCCAAACACAGGCCCAACACUCCUUCGCCCCUGCCCAAACCAGGUGCAGGCGGCACCUACAUCUGGAUCGGUGCAGCCUACACAAUCGCAGGAAUGGCCAUCCUCCCUUGGACAGGCGGUCUCUGCGAGAUUUGGGGCCGCAAAGCCAUCCUCCUCACCUCGCUCUUCUUCUUCCUCUUUGGCUCCGUCAUCUGUGGCGCAAGCCACUCCCUCGAAAUGAUGAUCAUCGGCCGUGUCCUCCAGGGCGUCGGCGACGGCGGCAUCAUCUCGCUGUCAGAAAUCGUCGUCGCCGAUCUCGUCAGCCUCAACCAACGAGGCACCUACGAAGGCAUCCUCGGUGUCGUCUGGGCCGGCGCAAGUGCCAUCGGUCCUCCCAUCGGCGGCAUCUUUUCGCGCAAAAACAGGUGGCGCUGGCUCUUCUACCUCAACAUCCCCAUCACCGUGCUCGCCAUCAUCAUGAUCAGCUGCUUCAUGAACAUGAAGACUCCCAAAGCAGACGUACGCUCCAAGGUGAAGAGCAUGGACUGGACCGGCAACGCGCUCCUCAUCCUCGCCACCGUCGGCUUGGGCUUGGCGCUCACCUGGGGCGGCGCAAGGUACAAGUGGAUCUCGCCCGCCGUGCUCAUCCCGCUCGUCAUUUCGGUCCUGCUCUUUGGCGCCUUCUUCUACCUGGAACUCUUUAAGCUCAAAAACGCCACGGUGCCACGCGAGCUGCUCAACAACCGCACCGCCAUCGGUGCGCACCUCACCAGCUUCAUGCACGGCGUCGUCACCAUGGGCAUCAUCUACAUCAUCCCCACCUACUUCCAGGCGGUCAAGCUCACAUCCACCAUCAUGAGCGGAUGGAUGGUGCUGCCCUUUUCGUGCACCGUCGCGUUUGUCGCUAUCGGCUUUGCCAUCAGCAUCGAGAUGAUGCAACGCUAUGUGCCGCAGAACCAUCUGGGCUGGUUCUUCACCGUGCUGGGUGUGCCGCUCUUACUGCUGCUCGACCUGGAUUCCAAGGCGGCGACGUGGGUGUCGGUGCAGGUGCCCAUCGCGAUCGGAUGCGGGAUCCUGUUUGUCGCUCCGCAGUUUCCCGUGCUGGCAUCCGUGGCGGUCGAGAUGGCGAGCAAGGCGCUUGCCCUGCAGCUCUUCUUUGCCUCGUUUGGUCAGACGCUGGGCAUCAUGUUGGCGGAGGCCGUGUUUCAGAGUUCGGUGCACAAGUCGAUCAAAUCUCCGAUCAUCCAGACGCUGGCGGCCAACGGAUCGUUGCCGUUCAACAUCGAAGACAUCUCGUCGCCCUACUCGAUGCACUUUUCGGCGCUGCGCCAUCUGUCGCCCGAGGCGUCGCACGCGGUGCGCAGCGUGUACAACUCUGCGCUGCACGACGUGUGGAUUCUGUUGAUCCCGUUCGCCGCCAUUGGAUGGGCGCUGUGCUUCCUGAUCAAGGAGCUCGAAAUGCACGACGAGGUCGACGAGAGGUUCGCCGCCGAUGUGCGCGACGAGGACGAUGAUCCCGAGAAGAAUGCGCUUCGUACGCCCAAGGUCGAGUCGCACGAGAUGAAGCAAAAGCACCAACCCACGCAUUCGAUAGAGACGCAGUAG